Messenger RNA from Eruca vesicaria subsp. sativa (arugula), 848 nucleotides. The record is from the annotation of a GenBank genome assembly. NCBI's taxonomy places the organism in Eukaryota, Viridiplantae, Streptophyta, Magnoliopsida, Brassicales, Brassicaceae.
UUGUUUUCUUCGAACCCUAUUAAACCCUCAAGAAAAGUCUUCAAACCAAAUAACACUUUCAAUUAAAAAAAAAAUAUAAAUCUUCUGUAAAUAACAAAAACCCUAGAGACGAAAACUCAAAACAUGGGUCUGAUUAGCAAAGAAGAAGUUAGCAAAACAAGAAGAUAUUCAUCUUCUUUAUGGAGAGGAGUCAAGACUAUCUUCGUUCUCUUCACUAUGCUCCUCUCUUUCAUCCUCUUCUCUGCUCCUAUCUUCCUCGCCGUCGCAGACGCCAUCCUCCCCUCCGCCAUCCUCUCCUCCUCCUCCUCUCUCCCACGUCUUUCUCCGGCGACUGUUUCUUCUCAUCUAAGCAACUAUGACUUUAGAUACUCCCUCAUCGAUAUUCCUCUCAUCUCCAUCAUAAGAUCUGCCAUUAUAUUAUGUGUUUAUGGGCUAUGUGACGGACCAAAGUUAUCACGGGGUCCAUAUCUUACAAUAACCAUGUUCUGUUCGAUAUCUUCAUUGAUCUACGUGUCUUGUAAGGCAGCGUUUGUGUUUGGUGAGCCAAUGAUUGGAGGAGGAAGUUUCAGAACAGAGGAAGUGGCUCUGUUUGUGUGUUCGUCGGUUUUAGCCAUUGGUCAUAUCGUUGUGGCGUAUAGAACAAGUUGUAGAGAGAGAAAAAAGCUACUAGUCUUCAAGAUCGACAUAGAAUCCGUUUCAGCUUGUAAAAAUGUGUUUCCCCGGUACCAGAAGAUCCUCCUACAAGAGAGACUCAAAUAGCUAAUAGCAGAAGACAAACGACACUUGUACAUAUUUAUACUUCCAAUACAGCUUUAUGUAUAUAGAUAUACGUAUCAAAUGCAACAUCU